This is a messenger RNA of Caenorhabditis sp. 36 PRJEB53466, 965 nucleotides long. Lineage: Eukaryota; Metazoa; Nematoda; Chromadorea; Rhabditida; Rhabditidae. The record is from the annotation of a GenBank genome assembly.
AUGAUAGUUUUCUUUGGAAUUGAUGAUUGGUUGACAUCAUCUGGACGAACUUGCAAUGUCAGCAUGAAGGUUUGAAUCAAAGAUCACUAUUACCACUAAAAACUUCUUUUUUUUCCAGAAAUCCAUACUGUGUGCUGUGCUCUUUUUGCUACUGUUCGCCGCUGGAAUCAUGCAGUUCUUCUUCAUUGAUCAUUUCAAGUUGGUCGUACCUUCAGUUGGUGAGUCCUCCGGAGCAAAACAAAACAAACAAAGGCAAUUUCUGUGGCUUCAGGUCACGCAAUCCUCUUCCUCUUCGAAAUGAUCUGCUUCCUUGUCCUCAUUAAUGCUAUUUUUAACGAGCGACCUCUUCUUUUCCUUCCCUUCGUCAUCACGGAGCUUGUCCGAUGUGUUUGUCUCGUCGUCGUCAUCGGAUUGUAUAUUGUCAAAAUGUUCCAAGUCCAGGGACGCGAGGACGAGAGGUAUUUACCUUAAAAUAUCAAUUGAUACCUAAGUGCUUGGUUUCAGACCGAACAUUGUCCUCCCAGCCCUUCAUUACGACAACGAGCACAAAACUGGUGAGCUUGAGGCUAUUUUGUUUGGAAACAAUUCAUUUUUUCAGUCCGCCAAAUGGUGAAACUGGUCCUUCAUCUGAUAUUUGUCUUUUUCGCUCAUCUCAUGUUGGCUGGAAUUGCAUACCGCUGUUAUCAGGUUCGCGAUGCUACUAGUCCCUUCUAGGAAGAAAAAACCUAUGUACUGACGAAAAGAUGACAAUUUGAUGAACACUGUGCUUAUCAGUCAAUUUUCCUGUCCUUUGACCAGUCAAACGACUUCAUUCAUCAUUCUCAAUUUUCCAGAUUUACUCGUGGGGCAACCGCCGGAACCGGAUGAAUCCUGGAGACUACCGUGCAACCCAACAGAUGCACUCGGUGAUCGUUCUCGAGCAACCCAUCGAACAGGCAAUGUACGGAAAGAAACCGGUCAACUAA